GAGCCUAUAGAGGCAGCCCCUUUGGUAAUAAUACUGUAAGAACUGAACACAGCCUGGAGAAGGAGAGAGAAAACAUCACUACAUUGGUUAUUCAGAAGUGUGAUGAAAACCUCCCCAAGUGAAGCUACAGACACGAAGUCCCAUCCUGAACAUCUCUAACCCACAUGCAGCACUGCCAGGCUCCAGGACCCUUUCCCCUGUGAUCCAGCACUGCAGAUCCUGAGCUGAUAAGCAGGAACAAAGCGCCGUGAACAUUUAAAAAUCCAAAAUUCCUGGAGCGCGCGAGCCUCCCCGGCGGAGCACGCACCCGUUCCUCUUGGGCAGGAGGCUUGGAUAUUGGAUUACAGACUUUUGAAGAGAAAGGAUCACAUCUCAGAUUGGAGCGUUAAUUCUGCGCUGGAUACGUGCCAAAACUUUCCAGUUCGCCACAAGGUACCGACAAUAUGCCCGUUAUAAAGUACCCCAGGAUUAGAGACCCUCUCUUUUAUGAAUGGGACAGGAAAGCCCAGAAAUGUGGAUUAAGACACACAAUUUAUUUUGUAAAUGGGGAUCAGUAUACUGGAGAAUGGCUGGACAACUUGAAACAUGGUAAAGGCACCCAGAUUUGGAAAAGCACAGGAGCUAUUUACAGUGGAGACUGGAAGUUUGGGAAGCGGGAUGGUUAUGGCUCAUACAGCAUUCUUGACCCAGUGACCAAGGAAUACAAGAAGGUGUACACAGGCUGGUGGGAAAAUGACCGAAGAGGUGGCCGGGGGAUGUUCUCUUACCCCAACGGGGAGCGCUACGAGGGCGAGUGGAGCAAUGGUUUGCGGAGCGGCUGGGGAAAGAUGCACUACAGCGAUGGCUCCAUCUACGAGGGACAGUGGCUGAUGGAUCAGCCCAACGGGCAGGGCGUGCUGCGGCUCCCAAAUGGAAAUCGGUACGAAGGAAGUUGGAAAGAUGGCAAGAAGCAUGGCCCAGGGAAAUACUUCUACCCAGAUAAAGGACAGCUGUUAGAAGGCAUCUGGGUAGCAGAUAUACCAAAGUGUGGAGUUCUGGUUGACUUUGGCAGAGAAAAUGCUCCAGCCCCUACAGAGUUUCCACUCCCAGAGAUUGAACUACGUGAUCCAGCUGGUGUUUCAGCAGAGGCUCGGGCAAUGUUUGAUGACAGCCAUAAUUAAUAACCAGAUGCUGAAGGAAAAAAGAAAAU
This is a messenger RNA of Parus major (Great Tit), 1189 nucleotides long. RefSeq names its product MORN repeat containing 3 (gene MORN3). The transcript is spliced from 9 exons. The record is from RefSeq and is a predicted model, not a curated record. NCBI's taxonomy places the organism in Eukaryota, Metazoa, Chordata, Aves, Passeriformes, Paridae. The coding region runs from base 444 to 1160 and encodes 238 amino acids.